Messenger RNA from Knipowitschia caucasica, 360 nucleotides. Lineage: Eukaryota; Metazoa; Chordata; Actinopteri; Gobiiformes; Gobiidae. The record is from the annotation of a GenBank genome assembly.
AUGGCGGACUCCAGCAGCAGCGUUUCAGACUCCUCCAUUGGCUUCUCCUCAGUCCAGGACUACGCAAGACCAGCGCUGAGGCUGGUGCAGUGGGAGGAGCCUAAGAAGUCGGGCGCCAUCUUCUUCCUGUCCGUCACCGUGCUGGUGUCCAUGGCGACGCUGUCAGUCAUCAGCGUGGUGUCCUACCUGCUGCUCACCUGCCUCUGCUGCACCAUCACCUUCAGGUGUGACCCAGACCCAACCAGACCCACCCAGACUGAACCAGACCCAACCAGACCCAACCAGACUGAACCAGACCCACCUAGACCCAACCAGACUGAUCCUGACCCAACCAGACUGAACCAGACCCAACCAGACUGA